Plasmodium fragile is the source of this 3240-nucleotide messenger RNA. RefSeq lists its product as uncharacterized. The record is from RefSeq and is a predicted model, not a curated record. The transcript has a single exon. Bases 1 to 3240 code for a protein of 1079 amino acids. NCBI's taxonomy places the organism in Eukaryota, Apicomplexa, Aconoidasida, Haemosporida, Plasmodiidae.
AUGAACGUGAUGAGGAGGAUCCUCUUUGCCCUGGUGGCAGUAAGUAGCACAGUGGUCCAUGGUACGGAAGUGAAGGACAAACUAUUUAAAGGUAUAAAAAGGAACACCACAUUUUUAGUAUUGAAUGAACCCAUUGUGGACCUGGGGCUCAGUGAAGGGUUGUUGCACACCCUACUGUUCGACCUGGAGGUCGGAGAUAACCUGUACACCCUGGACGAGAAUCUAUUGAACCAGAAUAAUUUGAAGCAUUCGAAUAUUUUCCACCUGUUGAAAGACAUAUACAAGCAGGUGGAGGAGAAUGGCCAACGGGGAGACGCCAUUCGGUAUGUGUUCCUCUGCACGUCUUUCACCAGAGUGCACCCGCUAAACCUGGAGCUUCUUCUGCGCAAGUUCAACAAGUACAUUUAUAACGGGAACAGCCACGAGAAGGGGGACAUAGACGUGGGCGGGAUUCUCCGGGAGUACAAUGAGGAGGUGCAGGGGAAGCGAGCCGCGUUGGGGGGGAUGAGCAGUGUGGGUGGCCGCGACAGCGGCAGUGGGAUCCCCGCCAAGGACCUCAUCGAACGCAUGGUGCAGGAGCAAGUGGACUUCCUUUCAAAUGACGACAAGGAAGGGAGUGAUAAGUUUGUGAAGCCAGGUGGAACAUACAAGGGGUUCUUCAUUGGAUACGGCUUUAGUGACCCAGUCCCGUCUAGCGCAAGUGGGACCCCCGCCAAAAAUGGGUUCCUUUUCCCCUCCUUAAAUAGCGGCCUUAUAAUGGACAUCACGCUGUUAAGGAACCUUUACAACCAUUUGAUGAUGCAUUCCGGGGGGGAACAAAAUUUAAAGCUAAUAAAAGAUAACGUACGUGAACUGUCCAAUUAUAUUGAGGAGCAUGUGCAGGUGAAGCUAACCCCAUUUGAAAAUGCUUGCCUCACAGAUCGAGGCAACGUUUUCCUUGUUGAGAACGAGGGAGGAACAAGGUAUGAUGUGUAUAGGUAUUACCUUGUGCUGCAUCUAUUUAGGGAUUACAAAAAGGAGAAUAAUGUUGAUAAAGGACAUGAUGUGGGGGGAACGGAAAUGAUGACCCCCUCGGGUGAAGAACAACAACCAACUGAUAUACAAAUGGCACAACUAAUAGUCACCUACUUCAAUCUGGAAUACCCCAUAUCCACAUGCACAAGUUAUUCCAUUCGUUCUAAUCAGGAGACAUUUGUGGAUUACGACAAUUAUCACCUCAUGAGUAUUGAAAAUGAAAUAAAGCUAGACAAGUACAUCAGGGAGACAGAGGACGUGGAGUACAACUCCAUUGAAGAAUAUAAAAGGAAGUUGAGUCAGAUUAAUCACAAGUAUGACAACCUGUUUGAUGAAAGUGAACGUACCUGGACUCAUAAAAAUAUUCUGCUCGGAGUUGUAACGAGUGCUGAAACGGAACAUCGAAUAGCCCAUGUGAAGAACACCUAUGGGAAUAAGAAAAUGACUCAGCAGGUGUUCAAUUUGUACUAUGGUCACGGGGGGGGAGAGGGUUCCUCUGAAAAAGGCAACCAAUCAAGUGGAGCAAAAGGACAGGAAAAACAUGGCUCAAAAGAAAAUAUUCUCGACCAUGAUUUCCUCAAAAGUGCCUUCGAAAAUGAAAAAAUUGACAUUGAAAUAAUUUACUUCUCCGAUAAGGAGAGCAAACAGUAUGAUGACACCCUCCACUUGGAGGAGGAAGACAAAGAAGCGGACUCUUCAAAUGAGCAAGACUUGUGGAAGAAGGAAAAAAAUAUAAUUUAUUACUUGUAUGAAGAAUAUGUUAGGAAAAAUUCGCCAAAAAAUUUUUUUUUCAUUUCGCAUGAUGAUACGUUUGUGAAUGCAAAGACGUUAAUCGAUGUGAUCAACCUAACUCGUAACGAAUGCACUCACUCGAGGAGACACAUGUUGAGCAAAUACGUCAAGUCACUUGACCACAUGGAUGAAAGGGAAGCUAAGUUUUUGAACAAUUUUGACCAAAAAUACUUACCCCUCUAUAGGUACCUCAAAGCGAACUUUGUAAAAACAAUUAACGAGUUGAAGAAAUAUGAUUAUGUGCCGACCUACUGUAAAGGUGCGGGGGGAGGGAAGGGUGUGUCUGGCGGGGUGCCUCUCACAAGUGUGCCCCUUUACAUCGGGAAGAGGUACUCCAGCAACUCCUUGUCUGGGCAUGAAAGCAGCUUCUUCCCCUACUUGGCUGGCGCUGCCGGGAUGGUGCUCAACGCGGAGGCAGUGAAAAAGAUUUACUUCUGCAACGGGGGCUGCGAUGGGGAGCGGUCCCACAGGCAGCGUUCACAUGGUGAGCAGCGUCCACAUGGCGAGUGCGACGCGAGCCUACUCAACGACGCCGCUCUUGGCCAGUGGGCAAAGGGGUUAGGAAUCCUGCCCAUCAAUUUCGAAGGUUUCUUCCCCAACGGCCCCGAACAAUACCCCGCAGAAUACCUAAGCACGAUAACGCCCGUUUCAUUUCACAAACUAAAUGAAGGGAGGACAGUUGAAGAAACGAAGGAAGCGUUCUUUCACCAUCUAGUUAAUCCUACCCAAGGAAAGAACAAAACCAACCACAAGAAGGAACAAGACAUAUGUGUGGAUUACCUAGACAGAAAUUACAAAAACACAAUUGAUAAUAUAUUUCACUUCUUCUUCUAUGUGAAUAAAAUGAAAGAGUGUACAUCGGAUGAGUCUGUAAUUAAAACGACGGAACGGAUAUACGACAAAAUGGGUUCUAGUAAAAAGUUCAGUCACCUCUUUGAAAUGACUACCUUCUUUACACCGGACGUGGAAGACAUGCUUUACUUCCAGAAGAGGUCAUCUAGCAAGGGAAACCUUAACAAUGAAAAGGGAAGCAAAGACACGUACACUAACAAUUAUGUGCACAACAAGGAUGCACCAGCUGGGCAUGGACACACUGGAAGGGAAGACUUCACCAACUUUAGUGCAAUGGACGACCUGGGGGAGGACGACGACUUGGGAGAACAGGAGCACUUGAAUGCCAUGAACGACUUCGGGUCGCUAGACGAUAUUGAUGAAGAGGAACAGUUUGAUGAUGAUGAUUACGAUUAUGAAGAGUACCUGGAUGGACUAGGGGCGCAUAAAAAGGACCCCGGGGGGGACCCUACGCAUGGCCCCCGCGACGACCACAACGGUGACCACAACGACGACGAGAAUGACGACGAUAAUGACGACAAUGACGAUAAUGAUGACCAUGAUGGAAGUUUGGACCUUCCUCCUGAAGGAGGCGAAUUAUAG